Molecule: messenger RNA, 2350 nt
Organism: Uranotaenia lowii
Lineage: Eukaryota; Metazoa; Arthropoda; Insecta; Diptera; Culicidae
Product: pancreatic lipase-related protein 2
Exons: 4
Coding region: 452-2110 (552 amino acids)
Biological process (GO): lipid metabolic process
Molecular function (GO): triacylglycerol lipase activity
Source: RefSeq, a predicted model, not a curated record
CUGCCCAGCAUCCACAGUCAUUAAUCAGCUCUGCUCCGGGAACGAUCACAUCACAGCGCAAACAGCACCAACCAAUCUCAGUCAGAAUACUUGAAAAAAAAUCGCGUCUUCGUGACCCAACAAGGAAACCACUGAAACAGCACAAGUGUGUUCUAGACCGUUAUCAGUAGAGAAACGCGCUCUUCAUUGACCCUUAAACCAACAGAAGAAAAAAAAACGUGUUAAAAGAGUCAGAGGAACGUGGCUGCGUUAAGAAGAAACUUUUCCCCCAUCAUUGACGCAUGUUUAGUGCAAUUGAAGAUUAAGUGGUAUUUUGACUAAUUCUAACGGAUUAGUUUCAAAAACGUGCAUUCUCAUCAACUUUCAAUCAAAGCAAUCCUGUGAUCCCGGUGUGCUGAUUAUUUUAAAAGAUAAAAAGUGCGCGGCCUACUGUGAAUGAAAAUCUGCCAUCAUGCAUCUCUCGAACGGAACUGGCCUACUGUUUCCGACGCUCAUGUACCUGGCCAACUACCAGGACCAGGGUAAUCCGUUGAUUACCGAUGAUCCGAUGAUUGCCAACGAGGAGUAUCGAGCAGAUCCCAACAACGUGGUCUGCUACGGCGUGUACGGUUGCUUCCCCAUUACUCCACCGUGGACCGACGAGCGACGCCCGAUCGCCCUCUAUCCGCAGAAACCUGCCAAAAUCAACGUCCAGUUCCCGGUGUUCAACCACCACACCCGCUCGAUUCCGAAGUUCAUAAAUCUCGACGAUCCGGAUUACCUGCUGGAUGUGGGGAUCAACCCCGGUGGAAAGAUCUACUUCAUCACCCAUGGGUUCCUGCAGAGCGGCAAAGCCAAGUGGAUCGAAAAGAUGAUUAACAACAUUCUGGAUCAAGAUCUGGACGGUACUGCAACCUGCGUAGUAAUCGAUUGGGGUGGUGGCUCAAGUCCCCCGUACAAUCAGGCCAGUGCCAACAUCCGGUUGGUGGGGGCGAUCACCGCCAGUGUGAUUCAUAUGAUUUAUGAGGAACUCGGCCUACCGAACUUGGACAACGUUCACCUGAUUGGGCACUCUUUGGGUGCUCAUCUUUCCGGCUACACCGGGUACUAUCUACAGAAGGAUUUCGGGCUGAAGUUGGGCCGAAUCACCGGAAUGGAUCCGGCUGAGUUGGCCUUCACGGAAACGGAUCCGGUCGUGCGAUUGGACACUACCGAUGCCAAAUUCGUAGACAUUGUUCAUAGCGAUGCGACCCCUAUGGUUUCCCAAAUUGGCCUGGGGUUGUACGAGCCGAUUGGCCACCUGGAUUUCUAUCCCAAUGGAGGCUUCAAUCAGCCGGGCUGUGAUCAGACGUUUUGGAAGCGACAGGAUGGAUCGUUUAUUUCCAGUGUGUACCAGUUCUUCAGCUGUAGUCACGUCCGAUCGGUGGACUUCUUCAUCGAAAGUAUCCGGAGGAAGACCUUAGCGAUCGAUGGACGGAAACACGAGUGCCCGUUUAAGGCGAUCACCUGCGAGAGCUACGAAAAAUUCAUGGCCGGCGAUUGUUUCGAUUGCAACAAGGAUGGCCACAUGUGUUUCACCUUUGGGUUCCACAGCCAGGACAGCUACCGACAGAUGGUUAAAGCGAAUCAGAUCAUAGGUCAGCCGGACAUCAAAGCGUACUUCAUUACCGGCCCAACGGGUCCGUUUUGUCGAACUCACUACAAAAUGACCAUCAAGGUGUCCAGCACCUCGGAAAGUAUCGAACACGGAGGCGAAAUUGGACGGUUUCACCUAAAGGUUCAUGGCAGUAAUGGCACCGAAUCUGACGAAAUGCUUUUCAACGUCGAACCGAUACUCUUCGAGCCGGGUAACGAGAUGACCCGGGUCCUGGCCGGAAGUACCGUCGGCAAACCUCAACGCCUGACCGUGAGCUGGGAGUACAACACCAGUCUACUGAACCCUCUGACUUGGCGAAUACUGAACUCGCCGCGAGUCUACGUCGAAUACAUCGUGCUGCAAACCCUCGAAUACCGACGCAAGAUUCGACUCUGCCCCAGCUACAAUCUACCGGUGACGAGCAACGUGGACAGCGUUUUUACUCAGGAAAACUGUCGACUUCACCCGAAAGCCAUGGAAACGGUGUUGGACUGAGUCGUCCGUUAAAUCGGAAAUGAGUCUACAUAAGUGAUCCGUCCUUUUUGGAGGAUGAACUGUAUUUCGGUUAUUUUCCAACCUUUUUGGAUCAGCCUGUAUUCGCCUGUGGCGCAAGUAUCAAUGCAAAUUAUCAGUAAGGAAAACAAAACUGAACAGACCAGUGCCAUUUUUUUAAAACAUUUUUGUUAGUGAGUAGAAUAAAUACACUUUACGGCUUAAGUUUUUAACCAAUACAAA